This is a messenger RNA of Brassica rapa (field mustard), 5616 nucleotides long. Its product is annotated as ultraviolet-B receptor UVR8. The record is from RefSeq and is a predicted model, not a curated record. Lineage: Eukaryota; Viridiplantae; Streptophyta; Magnoliopsida; Brassicales; Brassicaceae.
AUUAUGAAGAAAAGAAAAAUUUAAAAGACAAAAACAGUGUCAAGGCAACGACCAAGCCUCUCAAAAUAUUCUGCGAACUCGACAGAGAGGAAGAAUCGCCACAAAAGAAGAAAGCUUAAGAAGCAAGAUAUUGAUUUCUCCCUAAUUCUUUUUUUUUUAUUCCUCUUCACACGUCUUCGCACCAUUCUUCUUAUAUAAGAAAAAGAACUCUGGUUUACACUUUUGAUUUCAUUAGUGGCAAACUGAUAAAGUCAAGAGCUUUUGCUUUCCAGGUUAUCUGUCACCCAUUUCACAUUCCUCUUCCUCUUCUGCUCUUCUUGAUUGUUUUUGGUAUUCGAUCGAAAGUUUCUUCCUUUUUUGGUUUUGUUGAUUGCUUGCGUGUUCCUCUGUUUUGGGUUCAGGUGAAUUUCGGUGGUCGCUUGAAACUCUGUUCUUUAAAAAAAAGGCUGAGAGGAACUGGUUGGUUUCCUUAGAGGAUCUCCCUUCUCAUUUGAUCUUGGAGGUAUUAACCUCUGGCCGGCUUAACGCUGUUGAUCUACUUAGCCUUGAAUUGACCUCUAAGGUUUUUGGAGGGAGCUCUGGAUUGUUGUACCCUUUGAAGUUCAGAUCACUAGCUGAUUACGCUGCGUCUCGGCUUUGCUAUGUGCAUCCUGUGUACGCGGGAAUGGGUUUGACUACUCAAAAGGAGCUAUUUGCUAACUGUGAGGGGAACUGGAAGCGGCUUUUGAGGUUCUUGCAGUCUGUUGACCAGUCCUCAGAUAUGGUUCAAACCUCUGCAGGCAAUAUGCAAGUUACAACAGGGAGGUAUCACACGUUGCUAAUCAACAACUCAAAGGUCUACUCUUGUGGUUCAAGUUUGUCUGGUGUGCUUGCUCAUGGCCCAGAAACUACUCAAUGUGUGGCAUUUACGCCUAUAGAGUUCCCAUUCUCUGCUAAAGUUGCUCAGGUCUCAGCCACACAUAACCAUUCUGCCUUCGUAUUGCAAUCUGGAGAGGUUCUCACAUGUGGGGAUAACUCAUCGCAUUGCUGUGGUCACUUAGAUACUAGCCGUCCAAUUUUUAGGCCUAAGCUUGUUGAGGCUUUGAAAGGAACUCCUUGUAAGCAGGUUGCUGCGGGGCUGCACUUCUCUGUGUUUCUAUCAAGGGAAGGGCGUGUGUUCACAUGUGGAUCAAACACACAUGGACAGCUUGGUCAUGGCGAUACCUUGGACAGUCCAGUACCCAGAGCUGUUGAAUUUUUCCAAAGCGUUGGCCCUGUGGUGCAAAUUGCAACGGGACCGAGCUAUGUGCUAGCUGUGACGCAGGAUGGCUCGGUUUACUCCUUUGGCUCUGGUUCUACCUUCUGUCUUGGUCAUGGGGAGCAGCAGGACGAGCACCAGCCGCGUGUUAUUCAGGCUUUUAAGAGAAGAGGUGUUCAUAUACUUCGUGUCUCUGCAGGGGAUGAACACGCAGUGGCACUUGAUUCCAAUGGACGUGUUUACACAUGGGGUAAAGGUUACUGCGGUGCUCUAGGCCAUGGAGACGAAAACGACAAGAUCACUCCUCAAGUUUUGGUCAGUCUCAACAACUGCCUUGCUGUCCAGGUGUGUGCAAGAAAGAGGAAGACGUUUGUAUUAGUGGAAGGUGGAGUGUUGUAUGGGUUUGGGUGGAUGGGAUUUGGAAGCCUAGGGUUCCCGGACAGGGGAGCUUCAGACAAAGUCCUGAGGCCAAGAGUGUUGGAGAGUCUGAAACAACACCGUGUCUCUCAAGUUAGCACCGGUUUGUACCACACCAUUGUUGUCACUCAAGGUGGUCGCAUAUUUGGUUUUGGAGAUAAUGAAAGAGCGCAGCUUGGUCAUGACUCACUGCGUACCUGCUUAGAGCCAACCGAGAUUUUUCUCCAUUGUGGUCAUUCUUGUAGUCAAGUUUGUUGAUCCUAAACGUAAAUAAACAAUUGUAUGAACUGGAUUGAGAUUGGAUUAACUGGUCAGUGUAUUUUGUAUGAUUUUGUAUCAGUUUGAUUUUUUUGUUUUGUUUUUUGAGUCAUGGGAUUGUAUCAAAGAUAUUUCGGGUUUUGUGGAUCGUAAAUACUUCUGGUGUGAAUUAAGCUUGUUUUUAUAUACUUAAUGAUUAUUCGAAAAUAAGUUUUACCAAAAUAAUUGUAACGACCGUCACCCGGGUCUCUUUAACCGGUUUAGUUUGUCUAAUUAUUAUUAUUAAACCAAAGCCUUAUUUUUAAGUUGUGCGUGUGUGUAUUUAAAAUGAAUCAAAACCCUAUCAAUUUUAUUUGGUCGAGAGUGGAGCCGCCUUAUCAUAUGAUCAUCUUGUCCUUCUCUCUUUGGUAUCUUCUUCUCCAUGCACCAUUUCUCAUCUCCUCCCGAGCUCUCUUGCCUGUUAGUCUCUUCUGCUCCUUCAUUAUCAUUCAUGUGUUGGUGUGAAAGGAGAGAUCAUCUUUCUUGUGUUCGUGUGUUGACGUUGGAGGAGACGAGACGCGCCGUUCACCAUCAAUCACCACUGGAUCCAUUGUAGCUGAUUCCUAUGGAACUAUCGUUGCUCUUGCUCUUGUUGGUGUCAUGUAGCAGAGCUGAGACGUGGGGGAGAGACAAGCGAUGUCGGCGUUGUCGCUUCUCAUCAUCAUGACGCCGAUCCACACCACCACUAUACCAGCCGUGAACUAGUGGAGGAGUAUGCCAUUUUACCGGAGAGCCGCGGCGUGUCACCGGCGAUAAUACAUCAUGGAGUCUAAGAUCCAUAACCGUGGGCCUUGCUGUGAGGUUGAGUGAUCUUUAUCCACUUACUUGUGCAACAAGUACUCUUAUGUUAUAAACCUUAAAUUAAUUAUAUUUUAAUUAUGUCUUAUUGUUUUGCCUAUAUUCUUUUCCGAUCUGGUGUGUUGUUGGCGAGAUCAAGAUCCAUGGCGAAACCUUAGCUUUCUUGGUGAUCAAGUUAUGUCAUCGUUUUCCGAUCUGAUUCUAGUUCUAGAUAUUGGCUAAGGUGAGGGUUAUUCUGUUUAAUCCCGUGCUAGUUUAGUACUACCAUUAUGGAAAGUUUAGUUUCGAAACAUGUUCCGUCUCUGUGAAUCGAGUCUAACUAGAGUCUUGCUUGUUUUUAUUUUAUUCUUUGUCUAAACCGGAGAUAGGAGAUUAGAUGAUUCAACUGUUGAUUGAUUUGUUUGAUGUUAAAAGACGGUUAUAUAUAAGUAUACAUAUAGUAUGGAUUGGUUAGCCGGAUACAGGGAAGUACUUCUAUAUCGGCCUAUUUGUGUGGAGAUUACGGGGCGUACAGGGAAGCACUUCUGUACCACGUAUGAGCUGCGGGAGUACAGGGAAGCACUUCUGUACUACGUGGCAAUUGUUUGAGUUGAGAUUGCGGGGCAUACAGGGAAGCACUUCUGUACCACGCAUGAGCUGCGGGAGUAUAGGGAAGCACUUCUAUACUACGUAGCAUUGUGUAUGAGGAGAAUGUGGGAGUAUAGGGAAGCACUUCUGUACUACACAUACUUUUGGUAUACAUGAAUAUAAAUAUUUAUAUCCGUACGAGGAGAAUGCGGGGUGCAAAGAAUAGCUAUGUACUAUAAGCGCAUUGGUUGUUAUGUGUGGCACAAUAGGUGUCGUGUUUGUUUCAUGCUAGAGCUACGCCUACAUAGUCGUAGUGCUAUGUACUAAGUCAGUGGUUUGCGGUUUAACAUCCCAUACCUCACUGAGUGACUCCCCUGUUGCUCACCCCUCUUUCUUCCCCUUUCAGGUGAGACUGACGAGCAUGAGUGAUUGCUAUCGGAUAGGUGUUUUUGGGCGUUUAUUUCUUUCUAUUUCAAACUUGCGAUUUUUAUAUUUUUAUCGUAUUUUCAGGAUUUAUUUCAUUAGUUGGAUUUAUGACUAUUUAUCGAAUUUAUGGUAUUUAAAGACUGUUUAUGAGGAUUAAUAAAUAUAGAUUUCAAGAUUAUUAUUUAUUAUAUAAUUUUAGAGAGUUCGGGUAUUACAAUUUGGUAUCAGAGCGGGGCUCCGUCCCGGCUCUGACCCGGUACGGCGAUUUGUGGGACUCGGAUUUCAACGGUUUUCAAUGUUUCGGAAUUGGGGUUAAAAAAAAAAAAAAAUUGACACCAAGAAGUUCAGUAUCAUUCAGUUAGUUCCAGGGUUUCUGAUUUUUUUUCUUUGCAGUAGAAGACCAAGUUUAUCUUCAUUUCCUUUGUUUCCCAUCUCGUGUUAUUCUUUCUUCAUAGUCGUUGAAAUCCUUUCCCAGUUCUCUUUAAGAAUUCGGGACGAAUUCUGAUUAAGUGGGGAAGAAUUGUAACGACCGUCACCCGGGUCUCUUUAACCGGUUUAGUUUGUCUAAUUAUUAUUAUUAAACCAAAGCCUUAUUUUUAAGUUGUGCGUGUGUGUAUUUAAAAUGAAUCAAAACCCUAUCAAUUUUAUUUGGUCGAGAGUGGAGCCGCCUUAUCAUAUGAUCAUCUUGUCCUUCUCUCUUUGGUAUCUUCUUCUCCAUGCACCAUUUCUCAUCUCCUCCCGAGCUCUCUUGCCUGUUAGUCUCUUCUGCUCCUUCAUUAUCAUUCAUGUGUUGGUGUGAAAGGAGAGAUCAUCUUUCUUGUGUUCGUGUGUUGACGUUGGAGGAGACGAGACGCGCCGUUCACCAUCAAUCACCACUGGAUCCAUUGUAGCUGAUUCCUAUGGAACUAUCGUUGCUCUUGCUCUUGUUGGUGUCAUGUAGCAGAGCUGAGACGUGGGGGAGAGACAAGCGAUGUCGGCGUUGUCGCUUCUCAUCAUCAUGACGCCGAUCCACACCACCACUAUACCAGCCGUGAACUAGUGGAGGAGUAUGCCAUUUUACCGGAGAGCCGCGGCGUGUCACCGGCGAUAAUACAUCAUGGAGUCUAAGAUCCAUAACCGUGGGCCUUGCUGUGAGGUUGAGUGAUCUUUAUCCACUUACUUGUGCAACAAGUACUCUUAUGUUAUAAACCUUAAAUUAAUUAUAUUUUAAUUAUGUCUUAUUGUUUUGCCUAUAUUCUUUUCCGAUCUGGUGUGUUGUUGGCGAGAUCAAGAUCCAUGGCGAAACCUUAGCUUUCUUGGUGAUCAAGUUAUGUCAUCGUUUUCCGAUCUGAUUCUAGUUCUAGAUAUUGGCUAAGGUGAGGGUUAUUCUGUUUAAUCCCGUGCUAGUUUAGUACUACCAUUAUGGAAAGUUUAGUUUCGAAACAUGUUCCGUCUCUGUGAAUCGAGUCUAACUAGAGUCUUGCUUGUUUUUAUUUUAUUCUUUGUCUAAACCGGAGAUAGGAGAUUAGAUGAUUCAACUGUUGAUUGAUUUGUUUGAUGUUAAAAGACGGUUAUAUAUAAGUAUACAUAUAGUAUGGAUUGGUUAGCCGGAUACAGGGAAGUACUUCUAUAUCGGCCUAUUUGUGUGGAGAUUACGGGGCGUACAGGGAAGCACUUCUGUACCACGUAUGAGCUGCGGGAGUACAGGGAAGCACUUCUGUACUACGUGGCAAUUGUUUGAGUUGAGAUUGCGGGGCGUACAGGGAAGCACUUCUGUACCACGCAUGAGCUGCGGGAGUAUAGGGAAGCACUUCUAUACUACGUAGCAUUGUGUAUGAGGAGAAUGUGGGAGUAUAGGGAAGCACUUCUGUACUACACAUACUUUUGGUAUACAU